This is a messenger RNA of Mus caroli (Ryukyu mouse), 2381 nucleotides long. It is a transcript of the gene Fam20b, whose product is annotated as FAM20B glycosaminoglycan xylosylkinase. Gene Ontology annotation, cellular component: Golgi apparatus. Gene Ontology annotation, biological process: proteoglycan biosynthetic process. The record is from RefSeq and is a predicted model, not a curated record. Gene Ontology annotation, molecular function: phosphotransferase activity, alcohol group as acceptor. NCBI's taxonomy places the organism in Eukaryota, Metazoa, Chordata, Mammalia, Rodentia, Muridae.
CGGGGCUGCGGGCAAUCGGGAGUCCUUGCGGUGACCGGUCCUCGCUGCUAAGAACGGUCCCCAGAGGCUCCUGGCCCUGGUGUCGCCCUUCUGUCACACGAAGCCGGUGUCGGCGGCCCGGCGGGCAGCGCGCUCUAGCUCGGUCCCUACGCCGCCCUCCUGGUGGCCGAGGACCGCGCUCUCGCUGAGCCCCUACCGGGUCCGCAUGGUGGCCGGGGAGCGCGAGUGACCUGCAGGCCCUGGGCCGGAGAGGGCAGCCGUGUCCUGCGGUCGUGCGCUCAGAGCGCCAAGGGGCACAACUUAGGAUGAGACUGUGCAGAGUGGGCUGCGCUGGCGGUUUCAUUUCCGGGUGUGAUGGCCCGGCGAUUAAGAGCGAGCCCAGACGUUGAUGAUGAAUGCGAACGUUGUCAAGAUGUGUCCUUGAUUGUGGAGUCUGAUAAGACAUUCUUUUUAAUCUGGAGUCAGUGAUCUGUCAGGCUCCUGGUAAAAACGAAGAAAAGGGGGGAACAACAGGGCGUGGAUGGCCCUUAUACAAUUACUUCGUUUAAAGACUUAUGUCUCCAGUAGGAUGGGACAUGAAUUAGCUCCCUCUGACCGCCAUUUCCGUGCUGGUGAGUGUGAAGUCAGCAGCUUCAGCCUACAGAUUGAUAACUGCUGAACACCUGGAAUUGUGGAGGCACUGCAGUGAAGAAAUAUGUAAUCAUGGAAUCUCCUUGCUAAUCGUCACCACCUGUUCCCUGUGAUAAGCCAGCCAGGACGUGGGCUGAGGACAAGGAAAAGAGGCCACCAUGAAGCUGAAGCAGCGAGUUGUGCUGUUAGCAAUACUCCUCGUCAUUUUUAUCUUCACCAAAGUUUUCCUGAUAGACAAUUUAGAUACAUCAGCUGCCAACCGAGAGGACCAGAGAGCUUUUCACCGAAUGAUGACUGGCUUGCGGGUGGAGCUGGUGCCCAAGUUGGACCACACCCUGCAGUCUCCUUGGGAGAUUGCAGCCCAGUGGGUGGUGCCCCGGGAAGUGUACCCUGAAGAGACACCAGAGCUAGGAGCGAUCAUGCAUGCCAUGGCCACUAAGAAAAUCAUUAAAGCUGAUGUGGGCUAUAAAGGGACACAGCUGAAAGCUUUACUGAUUCUUGAAGGAGGACAGAAAGUUGUCUUUAAACCUAAGCGGUACAGCAGAGACUAUGUGGUAGAAGGGGAGCCAUACGCUGGUUAUGACAGACACAAUGCAGAGGUGGCGGCCUUCCAUUUGGACAGGAUUCUGGGUUUCCGCCGCGCUCCCUUGGUGGUGGGCAGAUAUGUUAAUCUGCGAACAGAAGUUAAGCCUGUUGCCACGGAGCAGCUGCUGAGCACCUUCCUAACUGUAGGGAACAAUACUUGUUUCUAUGGGAAGUGCUACUACUGCCGAGAAACAGAGCCAGCGUGUGCUGACGGUGACAUGAUGGAGGGCUCUGUCACACUUUGGCUUCCAGAUGUGUGGCCUCUGCAGAAACAUCGACAUCCCUGGGGCAGGACCUACCGAGAAGGCAAACUGGCCAGGUGGGAAUAUGAUGAGAGCUACUGCGAUGCUGUGAAGAAAACAUCCCCCUAUGACUCAGGCCCACGUCUCCUGGACAUCAUUGACACGGCUGUUUUUGAUUACUUGAUUGGCAAUGCUGAUCGCCAUCACUACGAGAGCUUUCAAGAUGAUGAAGGCGCGAGCAUGCUUAUUCUUCUUGAUAAUGCCAAAAGCUUUGGAAACCCCUCGCUGGAUGAGAGAAGCAUUCUUGCCCCUCUCUAUCAGUGUUGCAUCAUUCGGGUUUCAACCUGGAAUAGACUGAAUUAUCUAAAGAAUGGAGUACUAAAGUCUGCCUUAAAAUCUGCCAUGGCCCACGACCCCAUCUCCCCCGUGCUCUCUGAUCCACACUUGGACACUGUGGACCAGCGGCUUCUGAAUGUCUUGGCCACCAUCAAGCAGUGUACUGAUCAGUUUGGGACGGAUACUGUGCUGGUAGAAGACAGGAUGCCACUCUCCCACUUGUAAUUCUCAACGCAAAACAAGUGGAACUGAUUUUACAAAGAUAGAGAAACAGCACAAUCAAUUCUGAAUGGCAUGCGAUGGUCUGCAGGUGGCCACAGUGGGUGCUGGUGGCAGAAGAUGGUGGCGGCCCUGGGAGUGCUCGGUGUUUUCUGCAGUGCAAGCUACGGACCACAGUUCAGCUGGCUCACCUCUCAGGCGGCCAGCAGCAGCUCUGCUGUCUUUAUUCCCACACCAGAGGGUGAGCAGGUGUGACAUUGGCUAAGGAAGUGUUUCCUGAGUGUGCGUCUCGGGUGACCCUUGCUGUCUUUUCUCUACACCCAUGGAUUCUCUGAAAACACUUUAUAGCCCCUUGUGUCUUAAAAAAAA